Musa acuminata subsp. malaccensis (wild Malaysian banana) is the source of this 3649-nucleotide messenger RNA. RefSeq lists its product as uncharacterized. The record is from RefSeq and is a predicted model, not a curated record. NCBI's taxonomy places the organism in Eukaryota, Viridiplantae, Streptophyta, Magnoliopsida, Zingiberales, Musaceae.
GAGAUGGGUUGGAGCAGGAGAGUCCUGUGUGUCCGUGGAUUCUCCUGGAUCGUUUCGGCUUUGCUUCUGAUGCCCCGGGAAACCCAUGCUGGUGUUGGUUCUGAUGCUGCGGUUAGGUUCUUGGAGGCUCCUCCGGCAUUCUCGGCAUCGUCGAGGGCCACAUUUCUGUUUGAGGUCACGGAGAGGAGGAACGGUGGCGCAUGCCGCAGCUGCAGCAUCACCUGCAAGCUAGAUAACUACAGUUCCUCUGCUUGUGAACCAAAAGAAGUUACGUACUCAGGCUUGCUUGAAGGAGAUCAUCUGUUUGAGGUCUGCAUCAGUGGUUCUCAAAGAGUUCGCUGUGCUAGCUAUAAAUGGAUUGUUGAUACAAUUUCCCCCACUGCAUGCAUUUCUGCUGCAUCAUCUUUCACAAAUGCUUUGAAUGUAUCAGUAAAUGUUUCUUUCAGUGAACCCUGCAACAAUGGAGGUGGAUUUAAGUGCUCCUCUAGUAAAUGCAAUCUUCUUGUUUAUGGAGCUGGCCAUGUUUUACCAUCUACUCUCAAGGUUCUUCUUCCUGACCGAGUAUUUACCCUUAUGGUGGGUAUAUCAGCUGAUGUUCAGUUUGGUCGAUUGGUACUGGUCAUGGAUAAGGGCUUCUGUAUGGACAGUGCUGGGAACAGUUUCGAACGAACAUCAAAUUCAAGUUUCAUAUUACAUUUUGAUAGAAGGAGUGUCUUCAUGAACUUGACAACUCACAUCCCGAAGAAGUCACUUCAACUUAAUGGCGAGCUUAGAACUGCAGAGGCUACUAACACUUAUAAGGGCUUAAAAAUAUAUUUAUCUUUUUCAGAGCCAGUUCUUAAUUCAUCUGAAGAAAUUCUAGGCCUUCUUCAUUCAACUUCUGGUUCACUUAUUCCUACAAAAAGGAAUAGCCUUGGAAACCGUCGCUUUGGCUAUUUAGUACACAGCAUUUCAAGCAUGACUGUUGUUACCAUAAGUUGUGAUACUAACAAUAUAAUCAGCAGACAAGGGACACCAAUUUCUCCAUCAGAUCCAAUCACAUUCCUCUAUGAUGCUCAAAGGCCUUCUGUAAGAUUAAGUACAACUUCUAACAUGAGGACCAGACAACAUAAAAUACCAGUGCUGAUAAAGUUUGUGAAGCCUGUUUUUGACUUUAAUUCUUCAGCUAUAAGAAUUUCUGGAGGAUAUAUACUGAGCUUUCACGAAAUAACAAUGAGCAUAUACAUCAUUGAGAUCAAUGGCAAUGAUAGUCUUAUAUCUGUGGAAGUUCCUGAAAAUAAGACAGUAGAUAUUGCUGGAAACAAGAACCUUCGGUCAAAUAUUCUACAACUGAAGCACUAUACCACACCAACAAUAUCAUCAUUUGUUUCUUUAGUUGCUACCAGUGCAUUUGCAAUAACAUCAAUGGUUGCAGCAUUGCUCACUGUUUCAACUUCAAGCCUCCUAUCUUCCGGAGCAGUUUCUAGACAGAAAGCAUAUCUUGUUUCCGAACCAUCAAGGAAUCUUUUGAGAAUUUUGUGCCACAUCCAGGUCUUUGCACUCUGUAGAUGGUUGGUAGUUAACAUGCCCAUUGAGUAUUAUGAAUUUUCUAGGGGUAUAGAAUGGAGUAUUCCGUACAUUCAUCUUCCAUGGGAAAUGGGCUCCAAGACAUUUUUUGAAGGUUCUACAUCUACAUCCGCUACACAUUUUGAAGUAUGGGAUAGGAACAAGUUAUAUUUUAAAUCCUCAUCAGUGAGAAACCAAAUACUGGAAAUGAAUUCUUCUGAAUAUGGAAAGCCACUUACCCCAGGAGAAUACAUGUCAUUUCUUGAGAAUCAGAACAUGAAACCUGAAGCUGAAUUCAUUAUGAUUUCACGAAAUUCAGAUAGCGGGUGGCAGUAUUUUGGUAGAAACAUGUUCUGGUUAGCAGUGUUUGGUGGUGGAUUGAUCUUUCUCCAUGUGGUGAUUCUUUGCAUUUUGAAAUUGAGGAAGAACUUAGAAAAGCAGAAAGAGUUUGGAGCCCUUGUGUUCCCAAGGUUUGAGAUAUUUUUGAUAUUUCUUGCAUUGCCAUGUAUAUGCCAAGCGUCUGCUGCAAUAAUUAAAGGGAGAACAUCUACAGGUAUAGUUGUUGGAACUGUACUCCUGGGUGUCUCCACAUCUUUCCUUAUAUCAUUGCUAUUGAUCCUCUCACUUGGCAUCUCAAUGGGUAAGCUUCUGUGGUACAAAGAAGUUCAUCAAGAAGGAGAGAAGCUCCGUUGGUACCACGAGUUCGUCCAUGUAGCUCUAGGUCCUGGAAAAAGAGGCCAAUGGGCAUGGCAAGGUCAACAGAGCUCAAUUAAUCAAACAAUACUAGGCCCCUUAUUUGAGGAUCUCCGAGGGCCACCAAGGUGCAUGCUCACACAAAUUGCUGGUAGGGGAAACCAAGGAAAAUAUGAAGACCGAAUAAUUGCUUCUGGAGAUGAAACUGAAGUUGCAGAAGCUCCAUUUAUCCAGAAGCUCUUUGGCAUGCUCAGAAUUUACUAUACGCUUUUAGAAUCAGUUAAAUGUGUCUCUCUUGGAGUUUUGGCUGGUGCGUACUCAUCAAAAAGACCUUCUAGGACACCAACCCUGAUUAUUUUGUCCAUCACCUGCUUUCAACUCUUUUUCCUUGUCUUGGAGAAGCCCUUUAUCAAAAGGAAGGUUCAGUUUGUGGAAAUUAUCUCAGUAGCUGGUGAAGUUGGUCUGCUUGGGGCUUGUCUGGCUGUACUGGAGAAGGAUUUCUUUGGUGCUAAUGAGAGGAGACUUGGAUUAUUCAUGCUGGCAAUGUUUAUUAUCAUGUUUACUGCACAGCUGGCCAACGAAUGGUAUGCACUAUACCAACAAGUUAUUCGACUGAGCCGAACUAGGGACUCAUUCUCUUCAGGGUUAAAGAGAGCACUUGGUGGAAUUCUAUUAAUUGUGCUACCUACAACAAGGCUGUUGGCAGAAAUGGUUGAGCAGUCAUCCUCCAGCCAUGGAGAAGGAGACAGUGGAACUACAGUGUCCCCUAUCGGUCAAGUCCAAGGAGCUUCUGGUACGAACGAGAGAUCAUGGCUGAGACAACUAAGAGAACUUGCGGAGGCUAGCUUCGGUAGAGAGGAUGCAGGAGCCCCUAAUGACCCUUCAAGUAGCACUAAUCAAAGAAGUGAGUUUCAGAAUGCAAAGAGAAGCGGAAGUUCUUCUGUUGCAUCAUCAUCUGGUUUCAAGUCAAAGGCAGACCUAAAGGCAAAGUCAAGAGGGUUGUAUAAGGAUUUGGAGUCCAUGUUCUCAUCAAAAUGAUUUGAGUAAUUCACCGAUGUUUCACUGCAUGGUGACAGGUAAUAUGAGAUUCAACCAGGUAAUUUUAACGAAGCAAGUUUAUAGCUCAAACAAAUUCCUGCGGAGGAAGAUAGGGUACCUGAUCCAUUGAACUUUUGAAGGCCAAACGCAGGUGCUCAGAGUAAUAUGUAGUUUCAGAUCCAAAGUUCAGUGCCGAUCAUUACCAGCAGCAGAAGCAAAUAGUUGAUAUCUAAUAUUGAUUAUUCGAUAUUAGUGGUGCUGUGCCAUUUCAUUUACUUCUUUAAGAUGUAUAGGAGCUAUCAAUUUGUUAUGCAACCUGAUGAGAAGAUAAUCUUGUAUUCCUUAUUUAAAUUAUGAGAUGCAUUUCACAAUA